CUUCUUCUACAUCCAUCCCCAAAUUCGCCAUUUUAAACUGCUAACCAACUGUUAUUCAACUGUGAACAAUGUUAUCAGACACGGAAAUUGUUAAUCGGCUGCAUGAAAUCCUCAAAAUAUCAGACCUUGACACCGCCACAACUGGCACAGUUCGUCGGCAGCUUGAAGAGGAGUUCGGAGUCGAUUUGAGGGACAAGAAGGUGUUUAUUCGGGAGCAGGUCGAUCUUUAUCUUCAGACCCAUUUCGGUGGACAAGAGGAAAAUGACGAAGGUGGUGAUGAGAAAGGGGAGGAGGAAGUGAAAUCAGAGGAAGAAGAAGAAGAGGGGGAGGAGGAGGAGGAAGAAGAAGUUGAAGGAACCAGUAGUGGGAAGAAUUCAUCUAAAAAAAGGUCAAAGAAAAAGGACAAAGAAGUCAAGAAAAGGGGAGGAGGUGGUUUUACAAAAUUGUGUAGUCUCUCCCCAGAACUUCAAGAAUUUGUUGGGGUGCCUGAAUUAGCCAGAACUGAAGUUGUCAAGCAACUGUGGAAAUAUAUCCGUGAGCAUAAUUUACAAGACCCAAGCAAUAGAAAAAAUAUACUUUGCGAUAAAACCCUGCGAACACUUUUUGAUGUUGAUUCCAUCGAUAUGUUCCAGAUGAACAAGGCCCUAACAAAGCAUAUAUGGCCAUUGAAUACAGAUGGUGCAGGUCAAGUGAAGUCUUCACCAAAAGAGAAGCAGCGAAAGCCUGACAGAGAUGAGGAUUCGGACGAGUCAAAAAACAAAGCAAAACGACAGAAGGGAGGAAGUUCGGGGAUUCUUGCUCCGUUAACUCUGUCCGAAGCCCUAGCAAAGUUCCUUGGUAGUGGAGACGAAGCACUUCCCCGAUCAGAAGUUGUGAAGAGGAUUUGGAAUUACAUAAAGGAACACAACCUCCAGGAUCCAUCUGAUAAAAGGAUAAUAAUAUGCGAUGAGAAGCUUAAAGAACUCUUGGGUGUUGAUUCCUUCAACGGUUUCACAGUAUCAAAACUCCUUACAGCUCAUUUUGUAAAGACAUAAUAUUAGCUAGCACUGAAGACUGAUCAAAUCUUUUUUCCCCCUUUGCAAAAAGUUUAUUCUCUGGAUGCUAGAUGAAAGGCUAUAAAUCUUCUAACUUUGAUUUUGUAUUUUGGUUUAGUUACUUGCACAUUCACUGAAAAGGGAGACUGUAGGAAAUGAUAAUUUCAAUUUUUUUGUUCUC
This is a messenger RNA of Impatiens glandulifera, 1215 nucleotides long. RefSeq names its product protein TRI1-like. Gene Ontology annotation, cellular component: nucleus. The transcript has 6 exons. The record is from RefSeq and is a predicted model, not a curated record. The coding region runs from base 69 to 1034 and encodes 321 amino acids. Lineage: Eukaryota; Viridiplantae; Streptophyta; Magnoliopsida; Ericales; Balsaminaceae.